AUGACAGACAGCUGAAAGAUCGAAUUAAUUCGCCCCCUGGGUGGGUCUCGCUCCCUGAUUGGUUGUUACACGCAGACACGGAAGUGAAGCUUCAGUACAGGCUGAGGGCGAGUUGGGACUGCGGGUGGGCAGUGAGUGGGGGGCGCCAUGUUUGGGGUUGGCGGCAAAGCCGGUUUUGGGAAUUCCUGAGGGGACUUUGGGAUAAUUUUGGGAUCCCUUUGGGAAUUUCGAGAUUCCCGGAGGGGCUUGGGAUCCUUCAAGGAUUUUGGAGUGGCCUGGGUGUGGUGUGCGUACUCCGAGACCCUCGUUAGGAGCUCCAUUGAGGGUAACCUCACAACACCGCCCUCACCUUCUCCCACAGCUUCAUCUUCCUUCGGGAUAUCCUUGGAUUCGGAGUUUCCCGGUUAUUCUCUCUAGUGGUUCUGAAUCCUGAGGGUGAAGCACGGAAAAACUCUCUAUGAACCGCAAAAAAUACUUGUAAGAGUAGCCCCCCAGAAUCCAUGGAUUCUCUCCUUCUCCUCUGCGCCCGCCGCAUCGUCGCCCAGCGCCCUCUUCCUGCCCUUCCUGCUGAUUUCUAUCCCGUCCUUUUCCAAGCGGCAUUCCUGGAUGGAAGAGCCCUGGUCCUGCAGGAUUUGGUGGCCACUUGGCCUUUCCCGGUGCUCAACUUCCAGCAGCUCCUGGGACACCUGGACUGUGCUGGGAUGAUCCCUACAUUGACUGUGUCCAAGCCGUCAUGCGGGCGUAUGCAGGAGCUGGUAGAACCCAGGCACCAAUCGAGCGGGUGCUGGCUGCAUGUUCUGGACAUGACAGCAGUUAUGGAUGACCCAGAGUGGAGGAGCGAGUGGACCAGCACAAAGGCUUUGGCCAGGGCUUGUGUGGAGGUGUCCAGGCACCAGCAGAAAUUCCAGAGGCGAGGAUCCAAGAGGCACAGUGGAUGCUCUGGAGCCACCACCGGUGAGGCUACUCCGCGUCCCCCGGGCAUGGACGUCCACGCCGACCUGGUCAUUGACAGAAUUGCCUAUGGGUUCCUGUGUGAGGCGCUCCAGCCCGGAGCUGUUGGCCUGCUGCGCCUCAAAUGCCGUGAAUUCCAAGCAGUGAACAUCUCAGCAUUAGAGAUCGUGACUUUGUUGGAAUCUCUGGAUCCCUCCUGUCUGCGGAGAGUGGAACUACCUGUCUAUUUGGGACUGGCAGACCUCUUGAUGAUCCUGCCGCACCUCUCGCGUUUCCCGGAGCUGCGCAGCCUCAAGGUCCGGUACAGCAAAUUGGACCUGGAGCACCUGACGCCAGAAUCAGCCAUCAGACUCCGCUGCGUGGCCCGGCAGCUGGGAAUGCUGAGCGGACUCCGAGAGCUCAACCUGAAUUCCACCAGGCUCUCUGGGAAUCUGCACCAGAUCCUCUGCGACCUCCAGGCUCCGUUGGAAAGCUUGGAUUUGGGCAACUGCUGCCUUGUUCCUGACGACCUCACCUUCCUCUCCCAAAGCAUCCACGCUCCGGCCCUCAAAAGGUUGGAUCUUUGGGACUUCAACAUCUCCCAAGAUCUCUUGGAGCCAUUCCGGCUGCUCCUGGAGGAAGCCUCGGCCUCGCUGCUGCACCUGGAUCUCACUCAUGGCCGCAUGGACGACUCUCACCUGGCCGCGCUGCUCCCGACGCUCCUGUGCUGCUCCCGCCUGCGCUUCCUGGGACUCUACGGCACAUCUCUGUCCAUGGCCAUGAUCAAGAAUCUGCUCCAAAAAACCUUGAAGCUGCCAGAUCUCCACCUGGUCGCGUAUCCCAUCCCCGAGGAUUGCUACAAAUGGGACCAAACAAAAUUCGAUCGGAAUAUAUUUUUUAAGUUUGUGGAUUGGGAGCUUUUGUCAGCAGCCGAGGAGGACAUUUCCCAGCUGCUGGCAAAUUCCGGGAGAACCGACCUCGUCUGGACUUUCAGAACCUUUGACCAUGGAGCCCUGGACUUCUUCUCCUUGUGAUUUGGGAAAACCUGAGAGGCAGGAAAAGCUCAGAGCUUCCAUCGCAGAAAAGCGUCCCCACCUCCUUCCUGAAAUCUGUGUUUUCUGCCACAUCCCAGUGCUUUUCUGCCUCAUCCCAGUAGUUCUUUUUCCUUCAUUUUGGUGCUUUUCUGCGUGGUUUUGUUAGCUUUCUCCAUCAUCCUUAUGUUUUUCACACCUCUCCCAAAAUUUCUCCCUGGUUUUCUAGUUUUCUGGUUGUUUUUUUUUUUUUUGAGGUUUUUCCUCCCCAUCUCGAGAGUUUUUCCUUCAUCUCAAUAUUUUCCCCCUCAUCCCAGCAUUUUUCUGCCUUUCACAGUAUUUUUACCCCAAUUUCAUUAUUUCUCCUGGCAUUUUUUCAGCUUCUCCUUGUUUUUUUCUGCCUCAUCCCAGUAUUUCUCAAUCCCAUGUCAUCAUUUUUCCAUCCAAUCCUGGUGUUUUUUCUACCAGGAUUGGCUUUGUAAGGCCAAAUUCCAGGAGACUCCAAGGUUGGAUUCCACGGGAAGCUGCCAGAAGAGUCUCCUGUGUCUAGCUGAUCCCUUUGGGAACAGCGGCAAUACCUCUGGAAUAAGAAUUGAGUCAGAAGCAACCAGUCAUUGCACAGCUGGAAUUCAGGAACAGGAAUUUGGGAAAGGAGCAAUUCCGGAGACAAUUCCAAAGUGCUGGAGUGGAAAUACCCAAAAUUCCUUGGUGCAUCCAAAGGGAAGCUCAUCCUGGAGCUCGAUAUUAGGAGGGAUCUGCGGAUCCAUGGAAAAAGGAGUAGAUUCCUGGCACGAAUCCCAUGGUGGAAAAAACCUCUGGAGCAGGAUAUUCCUGACGGAUUGAUCCCUUGGAAAAGACCAUGAGGAGUUGUCUUCCAUGGGAAUGACACACUGGAGAAAUCCAUGGAAAACUCUUGCCAUGAAAGGGAUUUGCAAUACAAAAUGCCUUGAAAAACUGAUUUUGGGAUGGAUUCACAGAGAAAUCCAUGGAAAACUCCCCUGGGAUGGUCCCAGCUCCCAGUGCUGCUGGAGGGAUUAAGGGAAAGCUGAGAAAGAGUGAAUUGAGGGUGGGAAAAGUUGGAUUUGAGGUCUUUUUAUGCUGCUCUGAUCCUGUUGGGAAGAAACUCAUCCUAUCCCAGAUCCUGAGUCAGUAGCGCCUAGACAGGAUUUACAGAGAGAUCUUUCCCAAUCCUGAUACCGAUCCAUGAAUCUUCCAGGUUUUCCUUCAUUGCCACCUUAUUUUGGAGUUUUCCCACCUAAUCAUGGUGGUUUUCCACCUCAUUCUGAGUUUUUUUCACUUUUUAGCUCUGUUUUCCUGUGGGAAUCCUUAAAAUCAGAGGGUUUUGGGAAAGCUGCAAAAAAGCCUCAGAGACAACAGAACUGCAAUUAGAGCUAAGCUGAAAGCAUAAGGCAUGUCAGCAGAAAAGUUCUAUGAGAUGCAGAAAGCAAAUACAAAUAGAACAAUGGUCUGUGAAUUAACUCUUGGCUAGAAUAACUCUCUAAGCUGCAGAAAAGAUAUCUAGCAAGAUAUUAGGAAGAUCUAAGCUUAAUAAUGGAGCUCAGUGCAUUGUAUUUUAAAGCUUACAUCAGGUAUUGUAUUUGAAAGAAGCAAGCAUUGAUUUAACCAAAGGUACAUGUACUUACAGUGGUUGGAUAGAACUACUGUCAAUAUGCUUUUGCUUUGGUGCUUGGUCAAAAAACUUUCAAAGUUCCUUGUAACAUCACAUUCUCUGGCUGUUGCCAAGGACAUGAGCUGCUGGCAUCUUCCCUCUGUCCCAUCCAUGUAAUGAGUCUGAUGGUUGGGUAAGAAAAACAAAUAAUAAAGCAGCUCGAGACGCGUUCCACAG
Molecule: messenger RNA, 3807 nt
Organism: Oenanthe melanoleuca
Lineage: Eukaryota; Metazoa; Chordata; Aves; Passeriformes; Muscicapidae
Product: leucine-rich repeat-containing protein 14-like
Exons: 4
Coding region: 501-1964 (487 amino acids)
Cellular component (GO): cytoplasm
Source: RefSeq, a predicted model, not a curated record